AUGCGCCGGCACACUGGUGAGAAGCCAUUCGCGUGCGGCGCCUGUGGGUUCCGCGCCGCCGCCGCCUCCAGCCUGCGGCGCCACGAGCGGCGCCAUCGCGGAGCCAGCUCGCACGUCUGCCCCACGUGUCGCAAGGGCUUCUACGACGCUAGUGCUUUGGGCGAGGAAAUUUUAGCCUGCGGGUUGCGCGCCGCCGCCGCGUCCAGCUUGCGGCGCCAUGAGAGGCGCCAUCGCGGCGCCAGCUUACACGUUUGCCCGACGUGCUGCAAGGCAUUCUACGAUGCUAGUGCAUUGGCGCGUCACUCGCGCACGCACUCGGGCGCGCGUCCGUUCGCGUGCGGGCGGUGCGCGCGAUCCUUCGCCGACAGCUGGAAGCGCAAGCUGCACCUCAUGCGCGCGCACCACGCGCAACUGCACGAGCUCAGACAUCUGACGCGCGACGGACGCGUCGUGCCCGGACACACGGGCUGA
Messenger RNA from Ostrinia nubilalis (European corn borer), 471 nucleotides. RefSeq names its product zinc finger protein 771-like. Lineage: Eukaryota; Metazoa; Arthropoda; Insecta; Lepidoptera; Crambidae. The transcript is spliced from 3 exons. The coding region runs from base 1 to 471 and encodes 156 amino acids. The record is from RefSeq and is a predicted model, not a curated record.